UUUUUUUUUUUUUUUUUUGUUUUUUUCUUUCAUUCCUACCCACUUAUUCCUGCGGCUAAACUGUUCAAAUUUUUCUCUUCGAAAUUCUUUGGGGGUUUUUUCUUGAUUUAUUGUAAAACCUCUUGUCCAGCCAUGGCUGGACAACAACUUUCUUUGUUUCUUGACCCCUCCAAUACGACAUUCUCGUAAAAUAUUGCCUGAGGUGCGGUUUUGGGUUACAUUAGCGUUUGAUCUAUUCAGUUGUAUUAGCAGGAAUCAAACGACUUGUUUCUGUUGUACUUAAGUCUUACGAAAAGGUGCCCAUAGUUUAGCGACAGUUUCCAAAGGCUUUAGUACCACCUGUAUUACAAAAUGGGGGACCCAAACUCCCGGAAGAAACAAGCUCUGAACAGACUUCGUGCUCAGCUUAGAAAGAAAAAAGAAUCUUUAGCUGACCAGUUUGACUUCAAGAUGUACAUUGCCUUCGUGUUCAAAGACAAGAAGAAAAAGUCAGCGCUUUUUGAAGUGUCUGAAGUGAUACCAGUCAUGACCAAUAACUAUGAAGAAAAUAUCCUGAAAGGUGUGCGGGAUUCCAGCUAUUCUUUGGAAAGUUCCUUAGAGCUUCUGCAGAAGGAUGUAGUACAGCUCCAUGCACCCCGCUACCAGUCUAUGCGCAGGGAUGUGAUCGGCUGUACCCAGGAGAUGGACUUCAUUCUAUGGCCUCGUAAUGAUAUUGAGAAGAUAGUCUGUCUCCUGUUCUCUCGGUGGAAGGGAUCUGAUGAACCCUUUAGGCCUGUUCAGGCCAAGUUUGAAUUUCAUCAUGGUGACUAUGAAAAACAGUUUCUGCAUGUUCUGAGCCGAAAGGACAAGACUGGAAUUGUUGUCAACAACCCUAACCAGUCAGUGUUUCUCUUCAUUGACAGACAGCACUUGCAGACUCCAAAAAACAAAGCUACAAUCUUCAAGUUAUGCAGCAUCUGCCUGUACCUGCCACAGGAGCAGCUCACUCACUGGACGGUUGGUACCAUAGAGGAUCACCUCCGUCCUUACAUGCCAGAGUAAGGUACUGGCCAGCAAAAUGGGGAAGAUCACAGAAUGCAGCAGUGGAUUUUCACUUUCCUCACCACUUUAUUCUUUCAGAAUUUAGAAGAAAAUGGACUCAUGUUCAGAACACUGUACAUUGUGAAACUUGAUCAUCCUGGAUUUUUUUAAUCAUUUGUAUCUCAGAACUUUGCAGUUUUUUUUUUAGAUGUUUUCUGCAUGGACCUUGUGAAAGAGAGGAUGCUCUGCACACUUCUGCACUGCAUCAGCAUCUUACUAAAAUGUGAAAUGAAGGGACUGUACAUUGAAACAAAUGUAUGCGAAAGCACAAGGUGAUCAUUUGUGGUGGUGUUCCCAUUUGUGCUGGUCAUGCCCCCUAACAUCUCUAAUGUUAACCAUCAGUAUUUUGAGGGUGAGAAGUGAAUGUAACGGGUAUAAAAGCCUUAUAGCUUUGCUGUUAAUGAUUGUAUCGAAGAGCACUAUCAUUCAUUCUAAUGAACGAAGAAGUGGCUAUUACAAUAGAAGUAAGUGUGGGAAAGAAAUCUUUCUUAAAAAAAAAAAAAAGCAUCUCAUUUAAUGUAUAGGCAUUUUUUGCCUCUCUUGUUUUGCUGGGCCAUGUCUUAAGUUUACUGGCACUUUCGUUUUGGAUCUCUUUCCCCAAGUUGCUGUAUAACUGUAUGAAGGUAUUCUUUUGAGUUGGAUGCAUUUAUACAGAUGAGGCAGACCUGGAGUCUGAAGUUGCUAAAGCAGCUCAAAAAAAGGUAAAAUAAUAAUAGCUGCAGAAACAAUAUUGGUAGAGGAUUAUUUUUUCUUGAGAGUUGAGACUUGUAAACUUGCAGGUGAACUGUGCAGGAAAUACUGGUUUCUAAAACAUUUCUUAUGGAAAACCCAUAGAGGUUUUUGGUUUUUUGUUUUUUGUUUUUUUUUCUUUUUGGAAUAGACAUUAUAAACCAAUGUAAAAUAGUGUUUGGAGUGUCAAAAGUUGGUUCUGACAGAACAUUUUAAGAUUGUGCAAUGAUAAAAGGAAGACUACUGUAUAGUUUUGAUGACAAAGGCGGCUCUGCUUAAGGGUUGAGUACUUUACUGGAGUAAAACUGCAUAAGCCUACUCCCUUUGGAUAAAACUAGUGCUUACCUGUUUAAAACUUGUAUUUAGCUUUUGUUUGGAAUUGGAAGAAAUUGGAAAUUAAAUAAAUUAGGUGAAAGAUGGCUGGUUUUA
This is a messenger RNA of Parus major (Great Tit), 2238 nucleotides long. RefSeq names its product chromosome 2 C6orf62 homolog (gene C2H6orf62). NCBI's taxonomy places the organism in Eukaryota, Metazoa, Chordata, Aves, Passeriformes, Paridae. The record is from RefSeq and is a predicted model, not a curated record. The transcript has 5 exons. Bases 352 to 1041 code for a protein of 229 amino acids.